Xyrauchen texanus (razorback sucker) is the source of this 5391-nucleotide messenger RNA. RefSeq names its product protein FAM102A-like. Lineage: Eukaryota; Metazoa; Chordata; Actinopteri; Cypriniformes; Catostomidae. The coding region runs from base 473 to 1666 and encodes 397 amino acids. The record is from RefSeq and is a predicted model, not a curated record. The transcript has 13 exons. Gene Ontology annotation, molecular function: phosphatidylinositol kinase activity. Gene Ontology annotation, biological process: phosphatidylinositol metabolic process.
UUAGUGAAAUCCACGCAUCCAUGGAGGCGGCGCUUCAUGAAGUUCAGUUCACUAAAGUGCCAGAGGUUACAGUUUCAGUCAGUCUAGAGCAGUCUGGCUUUGAUUCGACGCUUAACUCUUGAUUUUUGUGCACGGUUAGUUCUGUCGAUAGGAUUAACAUCUGAUUAGUAUCACGGGUUGUUUUGCGAGUAGUUUCGUCCCGGUGAUUUCAGUCCUGCUGCCACAUGAAAACAGUUCAUCGACGAGAAACGUAUCCUUCCCACUGGGCUGCACAGAGGAGAGGCAGACUGCCUUUACAUUGGUUUUAGGGUUUUAAGGUUUCUUUGGACAUAUGAGUUUUCUCAGAAAUGUUGAACCAAAACACAUACAUUGACAAGGACUUCCAAGCACCAGAUUAAAAAGAAGACGCAUCCAUAUCCUUGUAUUUGUCUACCUCUGUCUUCAUACAACCAAAGUCCAGUGUCAAAGUGUCAUGGCGUUUUUAAUGAAAAAGAAGUUCAAGUUUCAAACGCACUUCACUCUGGAGGAGCUCACGGCUGUGCCGUUUAUCAACGGGAUGCUCUUCUGCAAAUUCAGAUUGUUGGAUGGAGGAGACUUUUCCAUUUCUUCAUCCAGGCAAGAGGUACAGGAGAACUGUGUUCGCUGGCGAAAGAAGUUCUCCUUUGUGUGUAAGAUGAGUGCCAGUCCUACAACUGGGGUCCUUGACCCCUGCAUUUGCAGAGUGUCUGUGCGUAAGGAGCUUAAAGGUGGAAAGACAUUUUCAAAGCUGGGCUUUGCUGACCUCAACUUGGCAGAGUUUGCUGGUUCAGGCUCCACUGUUCGCUGCUGUAUACUGGAGGGCUACAACACGAAGAACACUCGGCAGGACAACUCCAUACUCAAGGUUACCAUUGGUAUGACUCUUCUCUCUGGAGAUCCCUGCUUUAAAACGCCUGUGAGCACAGUUAAGACAAUUGCCAUAGCCGGACAGGACCCUUCUCUGCAGCUGGACCGCAAGGGAGAGGGCACUGCUGAUCACUCUGUGCCAACUCUUGCUAGCAACUCUCGCCGAUCGCUCAAAAACAGACCUGUGAACAACUCUGGAGGCCUUCAGGAGGGGUUGGAGGAGAACCUGUGUAGUCCAGAAGAGGUUUUCCACACAGGACACUCGCGGAACUCUAGCUUUGCCAGCCAGCAGAGCAAAAUCUCAGGUGGGAUUCUGAGCACGAUCAAAACAACAUCAGGCUACAGCACAGAGUACUCACGCUCAUCCAGCCUGACGGAUCUCUCCCAGUACCGGUGCAACCCCUUAACCAGCAGCAGCAGCAACACAUCAGGAUGGACGGCUACAGUUAUUGAGAGCCCUGUAGUGUCUGAUAAAGAGCCUGUAAAACCAGAGAGGCCCCCACGUCCCCCUCGCCCUGCUCUGCCCCCAAACAGACUCCCAAGGAGAAAACAGGACUCUGUGGAGAGCCAGCCCUCCUGGGUGGAUGACACACGGAUUGAUGCAGAUGAUAUUGUAGAGAAGAUCGUCCAGAGUCAGAACUUUUCUGAUUUCAGCAACAAUGAAGACAGCAAUUUAACACUGUUCAUCAGUAGGGAUGGUACCACAGCUCUAAGUGGCAUUCAGCUGGUAAACAGGGUGUCUGCCGGUGUGUUUGAACCAGUGGUGAUUGAGAGCCAUUAGGUCUCUGGAGGGUCUCUGGAGGCACUGCCACGCUUUUUUUAUUUUAAAAUGAUGGCGAGAGUAAGACAGGAACUGUAUGUCAGACUGGGCAUCUGACUUCACAUCUUGAUUUUCCUUUCUUAUUUCAACUGAUUUUAAAACAGUGUACUCACAUAUUGCAACAUUAACACCCUAAUCAUGCAUUACAUUUGCUGAAAACAGUGGUGGGUGCUUUCUUUUAAAUAGAGUAGCUCUAUUUAAGAAUGAAUCUUCAUAAAUGUUUUACAGCUGAUUCUAUGAAUAUAAACUACUUGAUAUGCCUUAAGAAAAUGAGGCACGAUGGGAGCUUCAGUCUAACACUGUGAAAUAUAAUUUGAGUGGAGUCCCAAGGGUUUAGACUAAAAAUAUAUUGUUAUAUUAAAGCUAGUCUUUCAGAUCUUAUUUAAUUGUUUUAAUGUGGAAUGUUUCUUUGCCUUUUCUGUACAGUGUAGUUCACACCUGUAUUAUACACUCAGUUAAGGUUAAAAACCACUCAAAUCUAUUUGCCCUUGCACACUUUGUAAUACUGAUGCAGUUUUGUCCACUCUAGUUAGUAAUCAGUACAUUAGCCUGUGUUAAACAUAUAUGCCGGAAGUAAUGUAUGGCUGGCCAUACAAACUUGUCAGGCUAGGAAAUUAUGUUGGCCAUUCCCCCAAUACUGACCUGUUUUCAGUGUUCUAAAUUGAUGUGUUUGUGUGUGUGUACAUGUUUAUACUACAUUGUGGGGUAAAUUGAUAGUAAAACCUGAGAUCACGUACCUUAUGUGGCCCAUACAGCGGUCCCCAUGAGGGAAAUGGCUCAUUAAACAUAUUUAACUAAAGGAAAUUGAAAAUCAAAAAGGUUUCUGUGAGGGUUAGGUUUAGGGGUAGGGGAUAGAAAUUAUAAUUAGAUCUGUAUAAAAUCCAUAAAAAGCAUGGAAGUCUAUGGAGAGUCCUCACAAUGAUAUAAAAACAAGUGUGUGGGGUGGGGGGGCUGAAGUGGGAAAUGGUUCACAUGCAUGUUCCAGCUGGACUGGUGAACAAGACAAAUAUACAGCUGACUUUCUUUCUCUUUCACUUUCUUUCUCCCUAAUGUUCUACAAUUCCCAAUUUGUUUCUCCCUGUGUGUCUGCCUUUCUUUUUCUCUGUCAGUAUUUUUGUCUCUGUGUGUCACUGUUUAAAUUACUGUGCUGAAGGUUCAUGUGACAUUGAGUUUCAACUAUGACAGCACUGCAUUGUCGCUAUUAACAUACAGCUUGAUGCAGAUGAAUGUUUAACAGUAAAGUGAAGUUAUUUAUAUAGUAUUCUCUUGAUAGGGUCUUUUCAGUAUCACAAUCUGUUAGUUACAAUCCAGAAAUACACUAAGUGCAUUGUGUGGCUUAUAGCUAAGUGGCACUGAGAAAAGACUAUCUUUUAUCUAGCAGUCGUCCUGUAUACACGUUACAGUGCAUAGCUGUGAAAAUUAAUAGUUUGUAGGGUUAGAUCAGACACUGGCUCAUAGUCAUGCGACUGUCCUUGGUAACCUCUGUAUUUCUGGCCAUUACCUAGUGAGGGUUUUCCAUUUAGUGUUUGUAUCAUGUCCAGUGUAUUGCUUGUUUGUUAUCUAGUUCGCUAGCCAUGUUCUUAACCGUAGAAAGGAAUCUUUCUCAGUUGAUCUGAGAGCAUUCAGUAGAUUUAAAAAAAAACUGACGUUGUGAGCUCUGCACACAUUUUGUUGUCACUUGAGAGAAAAGUGCAAUGUAGGCCUGUUCUUUUGCAAAAGCCCAUUUUAUUGAAUACAUUCAGGGAAAUUAGCCCUAAACGUAUCAUUCUGUCUAGUGCCUUCAAAUUUCAUGCAUUUUCAACUAAGAUUAAUUCUUAAUCCGAGUCUGUGGCAUGAGCCCAGCUGCUUUACUGCAGGAUUUUAAAACAAUAGCUGUUAUUUUAGUACUCCUGAAAAUGCCAAAUAACACUAUUUUUGAAAGGGCAAAAUAAAUGACUGUCCAAUAAAGCCUAGUGUUCUGGAUGUUUCCACUUAGCUAGUGUAAAGGGAUUCUCUGAAGACACUGAAAAACAGAUCUAAUUGUUUUCAUUGUUUACUCUUUGCACCUCUUUUGUCUACUUUGAUAUAUAAAAUUUAUUAGCAACUUCUUUUAACUCUUUGUUUUUCUUCUUUUUUUUUUUUUGCAUUUUCAAACCAGCAGGCUGGUUCAUUGGCAUCUUUGUUCUUUCAGGAGGGAUUUUUUGAAACCUUGUUGUUGAAUAAUUAUAUAAUGUCUAACAUUGUGAUGGCAUGCAAACAUUAUCUAUGAUUGUUAUUGUCUUUCUCUACACUCUCUUAAAAACACUUUUAUAAUGUUAAAGUUUUUUUUUCCGCAAUUGAGUGUAAUCUGUGAUUUUUCUAAUGCGGAGGAGUAAAUACAGUAUACUUGAUUUAAGGGACAAUGUAAUUUAAAGUUAUAUGUACAUUUCAGCAAUCUGGAGCUUACAUUUUUUUUUUUAUUUAAGUGUGUGCUACACUUCAAUCUGCACACAAAAUUUAGCAAACAUUUUUAUUUAAAAUAUAUUUUAAAUGUUUUGAUAUAUAUAUAUAUUUAAAAGAAACACCACACAGAGCAUCACAGACAUAAAAAUACUGAAACCUCAGGUGAUCUACAGUGUGCGUGCAUGUGUGUGCGUGCAUGUGAGAUAUAGAUAGAUAGAUAGAUAGAUAGAUAGAUAUAAGUACUGUGUAAAAGUUUUAGGCUCUUGAGAAAAAUGUUGCAUAGUGAGGAUGUCUUCAAAAAUAAUGACAAAUAGUUUUCAUUGAUCAAUUAAUGUCAUACAAAUUCCAGUAAACAUAAAAAAAGCUAAAUCAAUAUUUGGUGUGACCAUCUUUGCCUUUAAAACAGCACCAAUUCUCCUAGGGACACCUGGACACAGUUUUUCUUGGUUGUUGACAGAUAGGAUUUUCCAAGCUUCUUGGAGAAUUCACCACAGUUCUUCUUUCUAUUUAGGCUGUCUCUUUAUGUAAUCUCAGACUGACACGAUGUUCAGUGGGGGGCAAUGGCAUCUGUUGCAGGGCUCCUUGUUCUUCUUUUCUAUUUGCAAAGUAAUGUUUGGGAGUCUAACAUUUAUAUUUCCUAUUGACACACUAAAGCUAAAGAUAAAUAACCAUCUUAAGACAAAUGUUUUUGUGAAACAUCUUCAGUGCCUAAAACUUUUGCACAGUUGUGCGUACGUGUGUAUGUAUAUAUAUGUAUUGUGUGUGUGUGUGCGUGUGUGUGCGUGUGUGUGUGUGUGUGUGUGUGUGUGUGUGUGUGUGUGUGUGUAUGCGUUCACUACAGCAGCACUUAAGUAACUAAUGGCACACAUUUUUCAGAAUGUUGAUCAUUGUUUCUCCUUUUGCCUUUGUGAAGUUUGCAAGCGAUGCACUUAAGUCUCACAGAAAGACUUCAGCAUCCAUAUUAAUUACAACAAAAUGGAAAAACAAAAUUCUGGAGAUUUCUUUCAAAAUGUUUGACAUAAAUUAAUUUACCACUAAAGUACUAUGGAAAUUAAUGUAUUUUUCUGAUAUCGUGACAAAUAUUUAUAUUUUAAGAUCACACAUGAGCAAUGUGAUAUUGCUCUAAAGUUUUGUUGGUCUCAUGUUUGGUUUAGGGCAUGGAGUGGAAAACUGAAUUUCAUUGGACCUAAACUAUAUUCUACACUCAAUGUGAAUGUUUAUUUAAUGUAACUGGCAGGGGAAGUUAUCUAUAUAUGUUAUUUUGG